AUGAGCACGAAGCGCCCCACCACGUCGACCUUUAUCCGAGCCCUGUACAACCUAACGAGGAAGGGGACCCCGUACGUCGACUGGUCGGUAGAUGGUUCGACGUUUCGCAUCCUUGACGUCAAGCGGUUUGCCUCGGAAGUCUUGCCCCGGUUUUUCAAGCACAACAACAUGGCGAGCUUUCAACGACAACUCAACUACUUUUCGUUCAAGAAGUGGACCAAGAAUAAUCGGACGAUGGGCGCCAUGUCGAGGAAGAGUACCAUCGCCGAGUUUCACCAUCCUUCCUUCACGCGCGACAUGGACGAAGCGUCAGGAAAUGACAUCGACUGGUUCGCCAACUUCGACUGGGAAGCGCACGACGACAUCAUCCCAACAGCAGGGGUACUGUAUCAGGAGCACAGUGUCGACAGCGCCGAGGCCGACAACACGUGCGACAUGGUCACGGUGUGA
Messenger RNA from Aphanomyces invadans, 450 nucleotides. RefSeq lists its product as hypothetical. Gene Ontology annotation, molecular function: DNA-binding transcription factor activity; sequence-specific DNA binding. The record is from RefSeq and is a predicted model, not a curated record. Bases 1 to 450 code for a protein of 149 amino acids. The transcript is spliced from 2 exons. Gene Ontology annotation, biological process: regulation of DNA-templated transcription. NCBI's taxonomy places the organism in Eukaryota, Oomycota, Saprolegniomycetes, Saprolegniales, Verrucalvaceae.